GGAGGGGCAGAGAUGGUGGGAGCAGGAGGGACCUGGGAGGGGAUGCGUGUGGGAGGCCCGCGAGGCGGCCGCGGCGGAGGAGCGUGGGAGUGUGGCGCGGGCUCGCGGGGCGGAAGGCGCUGGAGACCUCGUCUUGAUCUGCCCACUGGAAGCAAAACUACCUCGGAUGGUUGGAGAAAUGAAAACCUGAUCAGAACGAUAUGGGAGAAAACCGGGCCUGCCACUGCUCUUCACCUGGCUACUUCACAUCUCGGUGGCCCCCUGCAGGGUACCAACACUCAGACACCCUGGGAGGAUAAGCACCUGCUUCUCCACCCCUGGAGUUCUACCAGUGUGGCCGAGGCCUGGGGAAGGAGAAGUGGCCCGACCCCUUGGCAGUCCCUCCCCUCAGCCUUUCCCCACAGUACUUCCCUGGGGCUCCCGUCCCUCACUUGCUCAGCUCCGACUCUGCCAGCGUGAGGCCUCCAGACCAGGGAUUGCACCAUCCUCCCCUCCCAGCAAGGGGGCUCCAGAGACUGCACCAGCCAGGAAGUCUGGUGGCUUGGGGAUUCGGACAGCCUCCUUGGUAAUGUCCAGGGCUCCAGGAAGAGAUGUCUUUGUGGCUGGAGGCCCCUGUGCCUGACGCUUCUCCUGACUCGGCAGCGGAGCUGUGGGAGCCCGACACACAGGAUGCCAGCAGCCAGGCGCUGGGAGGCAACGACUGCAUCCUUGGGGAGGAAGCCGGCACUCCCCAAUCUGCUGGGGGCUCUCUGGGGGCAGGGCUGCAGGCAGCAGAGCCCACUGUCCUGCUCCCCGGAGUGGAUACCCCUCCAGAAUCUGCAGAGCUCCGUCCACAGAAGCGGAAAAAGGGGCCAGCCCCCAAAAUGCUGGGGAACGAGCUGUGCAGUGUGUGUGGGGACAAGGCCUCUGGCUUCCACUACAAUGUGCUGAGCUGCGAGGGCUGCAAGGGAUUCUUCCGCCGCAGCGUCAUCAAAGGGGCGCACUACGUCUGCCACAGUGGGGGCCACUGCCCCAUGGACACCUACAUGCGUCGCAAGUGCCAGGAGUGCCGCCUUCGAAAAUGCCGCCAGGCUGGCAUGCGGGAGGAGUGCGUCUUGUCAGAAGAGCAGAUCCGCCUGAAGAAACUGAAGCGGCAAGAAGAGGAACAGGCUCAGGCCACAUCCAUGCCCCCCAGGGUGUCCUCACCUCCCCAAGUCCUGCCCCAGCUCAGCCCAGAGCAACGGGGCAUGAUUGAGAAGCUGGUGGCUGCCCAGCAACAGUGUAACAGGCGCUCUUUUUCUGACCGGCUUCGGGUCACGCCUUGGCCCAUGGCACCAGAUCCCCAGAGCCGGGAGGCCCGUCAGCAGCGCUUUGCCCACUUCACCGAGCUGGCCAUCGUCUCUGUGCAGGAGAUCGUUGAUUUUGCCAAACAGCUGCCUGGCUUCCUGCAGCUCAGCCGGGAGGACCAAAUCGCCCUGCUGAAGACUUCUGCGAUCGAGGUAAUGCUUCUGGAGACAUCUCGGAGGUACAACCCUGGGAGUGAGAGUAUCACGUUCCUCAAGGAUUUCAGUUAUAACCGGGAAGACUUUGCCAAAGCAGGGCUGCAGGUGGAGUUCAUCAACCCCAUCUUCGAGUUCUCCAGAGCUAUGAAUGAGCUGCAACUCAAUGAUGCCGAGUUUGCUUUGCUCAUUGCCAUCAGCAUCUUCUCUGCAGAUCGGCCCAAUGUGCAGGACCAGCUCCAGGUAGAAAGGCUGCAACACACUUAUGUGGAGGCCCUGCAUGCCUAUGUCUCCAUCCACCACCCCCACGACCGACUGAUGUUCCCACGGAUGCUAAUGAAACUGGUGAGCCUCCGGACACUGAGCAGUGUCCAUUCAGAGCAAGUGUUUGCACUGCGCCUGCAGGACAAAAAGCUUCCCCCGCUGCUCUCUGAGAUCUGGGAUGUGCACGAAUGACUGCUCUUCCCCCCCAUAUCUUCUGUUUUCUGAGGCACCUGCCUGCUUCCUAGAGGUGAAGCAGAUGGAGAAGGGCAAACAUUCCUGGGAGCUGGGCAAAGGAGAUCCUCAUUGUGGCAUUAAAGGAGAGUCAAAGGGUUGGGA
Messenger RNA from Canis lupus familiaris (dog), 2078 nucleotides. It is a transcript of the gene NR1H3, whose product is annotated as nuclear receptor subfamily 1 group H member 3. The record is from RefSeq and is a predicted model, not a curated record. NCBI's taxonomy places the organism in Eukaryota, Metazoa, Chordata, Mammalia, Carnivora, Canidae. The transcript has 13 exons. Gene Ontology annotation, biological process: positive regulation of transcription by RNA polymerase II; negative regulation of inflammatory response; lipid metabolic process. Gene Ontology annotation, molecular function: RNA polymerase II cis-regulatory region sequence-specific DNA binding; nuclear receptor activity; zinc ion binding. Bases 591 to 1934 code for a protein of 447 amino acids.